AUGGCGUUUCUUCUCAAACCCACACCCCUCAAUCGCAACUACACCCCCACACACCUCUUCCGCCUCUUCUCCUCCACCCCACCACCACCCUCCACCCAAAACGACGCCGAAUUAAUCUCCAAUAUCCUCCUCAACCACCACAACCCCUUCCACUCAUCAGAAUCCUCCCUCCAACUCAACGGCAUAACCCUAACCCCAAAUCUCCUAACCCUAACCCUAACCCUCCUCAAACACAACUCCAAAAUCGCACUCUCCCUCCACAAUUUCUCCAAAUCUCUCCCAAAUCCACCUCUCUCACAUUCCUCCUACAAUCUCCUAAUCGAUAUCGUCUCCAAAGUUCAUCAAUUCGACCUCGCUUCACAGCUCAUCGUUGAAAUGGACCAAAACAAUCUCCCCCCAUCACCAACCACAUUCUUCAUCCUCAUCAAACGCCUCAUCUCCGCUAACCUAACCCGUCAAGCCAUUCGCUGUUUCUUCGAAAUCGAACCCUUCACCGAUGCCAAAUUAACCUCCGAACACUUCACUUUCUUGCUCGACACGCUUUGUAAAUAUGGUCAUGUUAAACUCGCUUGUGAUUUGUUUAACAAGAAUCACAACAGGUUUACACCGGAUGUGAAAAUGUAUACUGUUUUGAUAUAUGGUUGGUGUAAGAUUAGUCGAUUUAAAACAGCAUUAUCGUUUUUGAACGAGAUGAAGGUGAAGGGGGUUGAGCCGAAUGUUGUUACUUAUAAUGUUAUAUUGAAUGGGAUUUGUAGGAAGGCGAGUUUGCAUCCGGAGGAGAGGUUUGAGAGGACAGUGAGGGAUGCGGAGAAGGUGUUUGAUGAAAUGCGUGAGAGUGGGAUUGAACCGGAUGUGACUAGUUUUUCGAUUGUUCUUCAUGUUUAUAGUAGGGCGCAUAAGCCGCAGUUGGUUUUGGAUAAAUUGGGAUUGAUGAGGGAGAAAGGGAUUUGUCCGAAUGUGGUGACUUAUACUUCGGUUAUUAAGUGUCUUUGUUCGUGUGGGAGGAUUGAAGAAGCUGAGGAUUUGAUUGAUGAGAUGGUGAGGAAUGGAGUGAGUCCUUGUGCUGCGACGUAUAAUUGUUUUUUUAAAGAGUAUAGAGGGAGGAAGGAUGCUGAUAAGGCUUUGAAGUUUUUUAAGAAGAUGAAGGAUGAUGGGUUGUGCGAGCCGACGACGCAUACAUAUGGUGUUUUGAUUGCUAUGUUUUUGAAGGCGGAUAUGAUUGGAGUUGUUAAGGAGAUGUGGAGUGAUAUGAUAGAGAGUGGGGUUGGACCAGAUUUGGAUUCUUAUACGGUUUUGAUACAUGGGUUGUGUGAGAGGAAGAAGUGGAGGGAGGCUUGCCAGUAUUUUGUUGAGAUGAUAGAGAAGGGGUUUCUUCCUCAAAAAGUUACAUUUGAGAAACUUUAUAGGGGUCUCAUUCAGUCUGAUAUGUUGAGGACUUGGCGGAGAUUGAAGAAGAGGCUUGAUCAAGAGUCCAUCACAUUUGGUUCAGAGUUUCAAAAUUAUCAUUUGAAGCCAUAUAGGAGAUGA
Molecule: messenger RNA, 1527 nt
Organism: Lathyrus sativus (Indian pea)
Lineage: Eukaryota; Viridiplantae; Streptophyta; Magnoliopsida; Fabales; Fabaceae
Source: the annotation of a GenBank genome assembly